Elaeis guineensis (African oil palm) is the source of this 1158-nucleotide messenger RNA. RefSeq names its product eukaryotic translation initiation factor 2 subunit beta. Gene Ontology annotation, biological process: formation of translation preinitiation complex; translational initiation. Lineage: Eukaryota; Viridiplantae; Streptophyta; Magnoliopsida; Arecales; Arecaceae. Gene Ontology annotation, cellular component: eukaryotic translation initiation factor 2 complex. Gene Ontology annotation, molecular function: mRNA binding; translation initiation factor binding; translation initiation factor activity. The record is from RefSeq and is a predicted model, not a curated record.
CAAACACUCUCGCCGGAGCCUCUCUUGCCGAAGGCUCUCGCACAACAGUUGAAAUCUCUGGCUCCUCUUUUGUUCUUUCAAGAAUCAGUCGAUUCGCUCUCUCUAGAGGGAUUAAGGGUCAGGCUUGUUCCUUUUUCUGAGGAUUGGAAGGGACGAUUAAUAUGGCUGAAGAAAACCCAGCUGAAAUGAAGGAGGAGGUGCCGGAGGUUGCCCCCUUCGAUCCUACAAAGAAGAAGAAAAAAAAGAAGGUGGUAAUUCAGGAUCCUGCUGAUGAUGUGGAUAAACUAGCUGAGAAAACAGAAAAUUUAACAGUUGCUGAGUCCGGUGAAUUAAGCUUUGUUGGCAUGAAGAAAAAGAAGAAGAAACGGGUGGAGACUGAUGAAAAUGGGGACACUGGAGAAGACCUUAGUGGUGACCAAAUUGGAGAGAAUGAGGAAGGAGAGGGCAUUGUUCUAGGAGAUGCUCGAUACCCUUGGGAAGGAACUGAUCGUGAUUACAAGUAUGAAGAGCUAUUGGAUAGAGUAUUCAAUAUAUUACGUGAAAAUAAUCCAGAUCUUGCUGGAGAUAGGCGUCGGACAGUGAUGAGGCCCCCACAAGUUCUCAGAGAAGGAACUAAGAAGACUGUUUUUGUAAAUUUCAUGGACUUAUGCAAGACCAUGCAUAGGCAACCUGAGCAUGUUAUGACUUUCUUACUUGCUGAGAUGGGAACAAGUGGAUCCCUUGAUGGGCAGCAGAGAUUGGUGAUCAAGGGAAGGUUUGCUCCAAAGAAUUUUGAGGGUAUCCUUAGAAGAUAUGUCAAUGAGUAUGUCAUAUGCAAUGGCUGCAAAAGUCCUGAUACAAUUCUUUCUAAGGAAAACCGUUUGUUCUUUCUCCGCUGUGAGCAGUGUGGUUCUGCAAGAUCAGUUGCACCCAUUAAGGCUGGCUUUGUUGCAAGAGUCGGACGUCGGAAGGCUGGAACAUGAUUAUAUAUUUUCUUUAUUUUUAUUGAUCCUUGACCAUUAAGAAACAAAUGUAGUGUUGUGCUUUACCUGUAUAUUUUCAUUCAAAUUUGCUCAUAGUUUUGUCCUCGAGUUUUUGUUGUAAUCUUCUCUUCAUGUGUUUUAUUUACUUGAUUUUAAUUUUUUAUAACCAGUUUGACUGGCGAUGCAUAUUGCUGAA